Molecule: messenger RNA, 849 nt
Organism: Adineta ricciae
Lineage: Eukaryota; Metazoa; Rotifera; Eurotatoria; Adinetida; Adinetidae
Source: the annotation of a GenBank genome assembly
AUGGCUUUACAAACGAUCAUAAACGAACGAACAGCACGAUAUUUCGAUUUAGUCAAAGAACCUGAAACGUUAAAACGAACAAACGGUAUUCCACUUGCAGAGUCUGAAUACAAAGAUUUUCACGUCAAUGGUGCCGUUGUUCCUGCUGAUUGGGAUGUAAGUUUCGGCGAUGUUUUGAAUUGGUCAAAGGGACGACCAACAGAAGCUUACUUCGUCAUGGCUGAUCGAACACUAUUGAAAAAUCCUGAUCGUUCUGGUUCAGGCUAUUUAACUAUUCCUUUUGUUGUGACCAAAGACACACGAAAUGCUUUACUUAAAUACGAAUACGUUAUCAAUGGUAUCGGAAAAGAUUAUGUAUCGACCGUUGAAAUGCAUCCAGAUGAUACAUUCAUCCAAAAAAACUGGGGUGCUGUACCAGCUGAGAUGCAUUCGCGUAAUGUCGAGUUCAUCUAUGAUCCAUUAGAAGAAUUUCUCUAUGUGCACAUUCCACAUACAUCCAAACGAAAAGAAUUCAAAUUAGGCUCCACAACGAUGAAAGAUAUUGAAACAUGGUUUCACGGAGCAUUGGAAGAUCAAGCAUCAUUUCUUGUCAAAUAUGAUUUCACCGGUCCACAAUACCAAAAAUAUCGCGAUGUGUAUCGUUUACAUGAAGAGACAUUUGCUCUACCAAAAACAUGGUCAGCUGCACCUGGCACCAUCGAUAUUGGUUCUGAUCACACUCGUGGAGAAUGGGUGUUCUAUGGUGACCGUAAACAUUUGAACGAUGCCAAAAAACAUGUGCAAGAAUUUUACAAAGAUCUCAAUGUAACCAUCAUUGAUGAACCACACAAAGUUGUUUCCGUCGUCUAA